CCACACAAGCGCACUCACAAGGUCACACUCGCCACCAACUCGGAGCUUCCCCUUCCCCACCCCACCCCUUUUACCAACCCUUCCGACACCGCAAGGGGCGAUUUUCAGGGCUCGAUUCCUAUCCCAAACCCUUCGAUCGCCGGUUACUCCCAUUCAAAUCGAAGCAAUUUAUGAGAUCUCAGAGUUUAUGUGUUUCUUAUGUGAUGGAGAUUGAAGCUUCGGAGAUGUAGGCUCUGUUACAAAAAAUCAGCGCAAAGCUCGCCUAUCGGCAACCAAAUGGCAUAUGCAAGUUUGAGGCAAGGUGGCGUGGGAAGUUCCCGGGAGGCGAACAGUUUGAAGGGUUCAUCGAGCUCGAUCGAAUCUCUCGGAAGGGAGAUUCUGGAAAUGAGAUUAAAGGAUGCCAAGCGAGAGCUGGAUGAGGAUAGAGAUACUGAACCAGACAUUAUUGAUGGAUCUGGUAAUGAACCCGGUCAUGUUAUUGCCACUACCAUUCAUGGUCGAAAUGGUCUACCCAAGCAGAGAGUUACUUACAUAGCUGAACAUGUGGUCGGAACAGGUUCUUUUGGUGUUGUGUUUCAGGCAAAAUGUAGAGAGACUGGAGAAAUUGUUGCCAUUAAGAAAGUCCUUCAAGAUAAGCGUUAUAAGAACAGGGAGCUGCAGAUUAUGCACAUGCUGGACCAUCCUAAUAUUGUUGCUCUCAAGCACUAUUUCUUUUCAACCACGGAAAGGGAAGAGCUAUAUCUGAAUCUUGUACUCGAGUUUGUCCCUGAGACUGUCAGUCGAAUGGCAAGACAGUACAACAGGAUGAACCAACGUAUGCCCCUUAUAUAUGUGAAACUCUAUACCUAUCAGAUUUGCAGGGCACUUGCUUAUAUACAUAACAGUGUGGGCAUCUGUCAUCGUGACAUCAAACCACAAAACUUACUAGUGAAUCCACAUACACACCAGCUCAAACUGUGCGACUUUGGCAGUGCGAAAGUUCUGGUGAAAGGAGAACCUAAUAUCUCUUACAUAUGCUCAAGAUAUUAUCGUGCACCUGAGCUUAUAUUUGGCGCAACUGAGUAUACAACUGCAAUUGAUAUGUGGUCUACAGGCUGCGUGAUGGCAGAGUUGCUCCUUGGGCAGCCCUUAUUUCCUGGAGAAAGUGGAGUCGAUCAGCUGGUUGAGAUCAUUAAGGUUCUGGGUACACCCACGAGGGAAGAGAUAAAGUGUAUGAAUCCAAAUUACAAUGAGUUCAAGUUCCCCCAAAUAAAGGCUCAUCCAUGGCAUAAGGUUUUUCAAAAGCGGCUGCCUCCAGAAGCAGUGGACCUUGUCAGCAGGUUUCUUCAGUAUUCGCCAAAUCUUCGCUGCACUGCCUUGGAAGCCUGCAUGCAUCCUUUCUUUGAUGAGCUGAGAGACCCCAAUACUCGGUUACCUAAUGGUCGCCCUCUCCCUCCGCUUUUCAACUUCCGAUCUCAAGAGGUGGUCGGCAUUCCUCCGGAUGUUCUUCACCGACUUAUUCCGGAGCAUGCAAGGAAGCAGAGCUUGUUCAUGGCCUUGCGUGCUUAGCAUUAGGUGAUGCUAUAAUUUUGUAUAGUCCGCGGAUCCUUUCUUCUAGUGUUACUUUCUCCCUUUUUUCCUCCCUGAAGUUUCUGUUUCUUUUUCUGUUUCUACGCUGUGUGGAGUUGCAAAAAAAAGCUUGUAGAAUGUUGGAACCUUGACUUGCUGUUAUUUGGUUUUUAAGCCGUGAAAUCUAAUCUUGUGUUUCCAAAUCUUGAAUUUCUGAGUGGUUUAAAUCUUGGCUGUCUGAGUUUAUCUA
Molecule: messenger RNA, 1798 nt
Organism: Ananas comosus (pineapple)
Lineage: Eukaryota; Viridiplantae; Streptophyta; Magnoliopsida; Poales; Bromeliaceae
Product: shaggy-related protein kinase kappa-like
Exons: 13
Coding region: 277-1548 (423 amino acids)
Biological process (GO): signal transduction; protein phosphorylation
Cellular component (GO): cytoplasm
Molecular function (GO): protein serine/threonine kinase activity; ATP binding
Source: RefSeq, a predicted model, not a curated record